Messenger RNA from Periconia digitata, 1752 nucleotides. NCBI's taxonomy places the organism in Eukaryota, Fungi, Ascomycota, Dothideomycetes, Pleosporales, Periconiaceae. The record is from the annotation of a GenBank genome assembly.
CGUACACGCGAUGCUUUACCAACUUGGUUCAGACCCUGGCGCGUGUCGAGAUGCAGGUUGUUGUUUCUAGUAGGCCUUCCUACAUUUCCAUCCCUUUUGUUUUCCCUAUCAUUCCUCUUUUUGCGUGCCGGAGAUCCGCCCUUUACCUCGCCCUCCACCAUGAAGCCACGGAUAUCGGCACUCCUACACAGGCUUCCUCUACAACAACACCGACCCGUUCGAUUGGCCCCUGUCUCGCAUCCACACUUUCGUCCCAGACCCUUGGAUCGACAGCUCCUUGGGCACGCAAGAUGCUUCAACAACACUCCCUUUGCGCGCAUCGAGCCUCGACCUCUCAGAGCUGGUAGCGCAGACAGUACCAAUGCUACUCCUGCUGAGGAACUCAACAACGAAAUCACCCAAGAAGAAAAGGACGACUAUGAGAAGCAGCUCGCGGACAAAACAAGACAGAUGCGUGCACCAUGGAAUCGAGAGGGCAGUGAUGUACCUCCCGUUGCGCGGCAGAGAAGUGCAGGCGCAAUGACCAAGGGAAAACUUCUGACCACUCCGUCUCGAAUGCUCAAGCUCAUCUUGCCUUUGACGACCAAAGAUAUGAACUCGGAUCGCAAAGAUAUCGAGCCUCUUGCCCUUCUCGUGCAUCCGCAACAACCGCUUUCCUACCUCGAGCGCCUCAUUCAGGCCGAGCUUCCUACUAUAAAAGACAAGUCUGGUCGAGAGCGAAUCCCUGGCGUUCACUUCCGCGCUGAAGAUUCCAUGCAAGAUGACUUCGAGAAGUCAGAGCCCCAGAUAACACCCGUCAGCGAAGGGAGCGAGAAAGUGGAUGAAAAGGAAUCGGACUUGGAUUUCGACAAAGUAGACGAGAUCCGCGUCGACGGUAAGAUAGAGAAAACAGGCAAGCUCAGCGCCAUGAACAGGAAGACUCCAGAUGAAGCCGCCGAACUGCGAGGUGGUCACGGAAAAGGCGGCGUCGAAUCGUACUCUGGCCUCGGCCACGAAGCCCCUGUCACCAAAGAAGCCCAACGCAAGUUCGUGCGCUGGUCUUCGAGCACUGAGGUAGGCGACUUUAUUCGCGACGCCGCCAGAGGACAGGAAUUCGCCGUCGAGAUCGAAGGCACUCCAGAGAACAUCCGCGUCGGCGUGCCCAGUUUCAACGAUCGCACGUACUACCUCCGCAUGAGGCUCCGCAAGACGGCCAAGAAAAUCAGCGAAAUGGCGGACGUCAAGAAAGAUUGCGACCGACUCGCCCACAAAGGCGCACAGCGGGUCGCCAUGUGUGGAUUAGGUGUCGUAGUAGGAUGGUGGGGUCUCGUCUACAAGCUCACCUUCGGAACCGAUCUGGGCUGGGACGUCAUGGAACCCGUCACCUACCUCGUCGGUCUUUCCACCCUUAUAGGCGGUUACAUAUGGUUUCUCUACCACAACCGCGAAGUCUCGUACCGCUCUGCCAUGAACUUCACAAUCUCCCGUCGCCAGCAGAAACUCUACCAACAGCACAACUUUGACGUCCGCAAAUGGGAGAUCCUGAUUGAAGAAGGGAACGCGCUGCGCAAAGAAAUCAAGGCCGUGGCUAACGAGUACGAUGUCGAGUGGGACGAGCUCGACGAUGAGUCGGAUCAGAAGGUUGCUGAUGCGCUGAGGAAGGAUCGUAAGAAGAAGAAGGCAGGCAAGGAGAAGGAGGAUGACGAUGAACCCCCUUCUUCCUCGCCUUCGUCUGGUGGCGGGAAGGCUGAAGCUCGGGCGACCAAGUCGUAG